Molecule: messenger RNA, 2892 nt
Organism: Amaranthus tricolor (Joseph's coat)
Lineage: Eukaryota; Viridiplantae; Streptophyta; Magnoliopsida; Caryophyllales; Amaranthaceae
Exons: 6
Coding region: 104-2581 (825 amino acids)
Biological process (GO): SCF-dependent proteasomal ubiquitin-dependent protein catabolic process
Cellular component (GO): SCF ubiquitin ligase complex
Source: RefSeq, a predicted model, not a curated record
AUUCUCUCACAUUUUAGCCGCUUCCACUCACAAACACACUCUCUCUCUCUAUUUCUUCUGUCUUUUCACGUCUUCCCACUCUUCGGAGUCUAUUUAACCACCAAUGCCGGUUCUCAGGUCCCGAGAAAUUCCUCCUUUACCCAACCCCUCUUUAUCUCCCAAAACCCUAGAAUUAGGGUCUAACUUGCAACCCUCUACUCCUUCCAAAUCCAUUGAACCUUCAACUAAUCUCAUCAUGUCUAGCCCUAAUUCUAAUGAUUUUGAUCUUAAUUCUUUACCAGUUAAUAGUCCUCCUCUUCGUCGCAGUCUCCGUCUUUCUUCCAAAAAGAAUUCCGCCCGAAACGCGAGCGGGAAUGGGAGUGUUGGUACGAGUACUGAAUUUGAUGGUUUAGUGGAUGAGAGUAGUGUUGGGGGUUCGAUUCUGAAAGAGGAAAACAAGAAUUUAAAGAGGAAGUUAGGAGAUGUAGAGAAUGAGAGUGUUGUUGAGACUGCUGAAUUUGAUGUUUUAAUGGAAAAGAGGAAUGUUAGGGAUUCAAUUGUGGAAGAAGAGAACAGGAAUUUGAAGAUGAAGUUAGAAGAUGUAGAAAAUGUGAGUGGUGUUAAGAGUAUUGAAUUUGAUGUUUUAGUGGAAGAGAGUAGUUUUAGGGAUUCAAUUUUGGUAGAGGAUAACAAGGAAAUGAAAACAAAUUUAGAAGAUGAAGAGAAUGAUGCUGUUAUUUUGAUUUCUAAGAGAACGUUUACUGGAGCAAUGAAUGGGAAAAAUGUUAUGUCUAAUGACGUUAUUGAUUAUGAUAGUCUAAACUUGAUUGAUUUGAAUACUGAGACUGACCAAGAGAUUGAGGAAUCUAAGAGUAAACUAAGGUUUGGUAGAGAAGAGAAGAUGAAAGAUGUAGUUUUUGACCACGAAUUUGAUUUAGACAUUAGUUUGGGUAUUGGUUAUGAUGCUGACAUGAACAUGAAUGAUGUAGUUUCUGAUGACGAUAUCAUAUUAACCAAUAAUGUGGGUACUGAUUCUGAUAUUGAUUUGAAUAUGGGUUACCAGUAUAAUUUAAAUUCUAUGCGUAGAAAGGAUAGGGAGGAUACGUUUAAAGAGGCUGCGAGAUGGAAUGCUUCGAGGUUUGCUCAUUUUGAUGCUCGGGAAGAGGAAAGGAAUGAGGUGAAUUCUGAGGUUGAAGUAGAAGUGCCCCAACAAGUAGUUGAGAAUAUUGAAGAUUGGCCUGGACCAUUUUCGACUGCUUUGAAAAUUCUAAGAGAUAGAGAACGGAAGUGUAAUUCUCAAGUGUUGAGUAAGAGUUCUGUAAAAGAAGGUUUUCCUUUAGUUUCUUGGACUCCUAGGCAGGAGAAGGGGUGUCGGAAUAGGGUUGCCCCUUCAUUGCGAAGUUUGUCUUUAAGUAUUCUUGUUAAUAACGCUGAUGCAAUUACGUCUCUUGAGUGUAUUCCUGAUGCGAUUAGGAACCAGCUAAGUGAGAUGCUGUGUGAUUCUAGGCAGAUGAGUCCGCAUUUUCUUGGUCUUCUUCUUGAUGGGUCGCCCUCUGAGAUACGCCUUCCAGACUGUUCUUGGCUAGAGGAGAGCGUGUUUGAGAAAUCAUUCGAGACUUGCAACUCUAACAGCUUGACGGUUUUACAACUUGACCUGGGUGGGCAGUGUAUAUCUGACUCUUCAUUACGCAAGACUUUAGUACCUAAAGGAUUGAACGCAUUGACAACUAUUUCUUUGAAAGGUGCUUGUCGUGUUUCAGAUGCUGGGCUAGCUGCACUUGUUUCAUCUGCCCCUGCUUUGAGAUCUAUUAAUCUUAGUCAAUGCUCUCUUCUGACUGAUGUUGGCAUUGACAGUCUUGCUAAGUCAGUGGGUCCGGUUUUGCAAGAGCUAUAUCUUGAUGAUUGUGAUACUUUAGAUGCAAUGUGUAUUCUUCCUAUACUCAAGCAGUUAAAGAAUUUGAAAGUGUUGUCACUCAAUGGCAUACUUGGUGUUACGGACAAAUUUAUUGGGGAAUUGAUUGAUGCAAUUGGUCACAAUAUGAAGGAGCUUAGUUUAGCGAACUGUCUAAAUUUGACUGAUUCUUCUAUGAAGAUCAUUGCUGAAACAUGUUCUCAGCUAUGUGUUCUCGACCUUAGCUUUCUGGGGAAGCUAACUGAUAACAGCUUGGCCCAUCUUGGAAAUGGUUGUCGUAGAAUUGAAGAGUUGAAACUUUGUCGGUCUAUGUUCAGUGAUGAUGCUAUUUCUGCUUUCCUUGAAACUUCUGGAGAAUAUCUGAAAGUAUUAUCUCUUAACAACAUCAGCAAGAUCGGCCAGAAUACUACCCUUUCUCUUGCUAAAUGUUGCAAAAAUCUUGAGAGCUUGGAUGUCUCAUGGUGCCGUUGCCUCACAGAUGAGGCACUGGGAUUAAUUGCAGACAGCUGCUCGUCCCUGCGUCUGCUCAAACUUUUUGGUUGUACACAGGUAACUAGUGUUUUUGUGGAAGGGCACUCAAACCCAUAUCUACAAAUUAUUGGAUUGAAGCUGACUCCAAUUCUAGACCAUAUCAAGAGGCCAGAUUCUUUACAAGGACCCUUGCAUUAUUCUGAUGAUUUCCCCUCUUGAUUCUUGGUUUGUCAAUUCUAAUUCAUUGAUUUUCGUUACGGAAACUUAAUAUUUUGAAAGAAGCAACAAAGGGAAGGUGAUGGUAUUACAUUCCAUUUGCAAGAUGUUGAUCAAAUUCCAUUCUUAUGUAAAUUUUGUCGCUAAUGUGUAAAGAUCCCUCAUUGUCCUCUUUUUUUUGGCAGAGGGUACUACCAACUUCCACUUGGUAGAUUAUCACUUAAUUAUUAAACUGGAACGACUGGUUGUAUGUUGCUCGUUUUCUUAAUGCUUUGAACUUUGAAGAUGGUUAUAAAUGUAUUUUUCUAUUUUAA